Molecule: messenger RNA, 315 nt
Organism: Myotis davidii
Lineage: Eukaryota; Metazoa; Chordata; Mammalia; Chiroptera; Vespertilionidae
Product: 60S ribosomal protein L29-like
Exons: 1
Coding region: 1-315 (104 amino acids)
Source: RefSeq, a predicted model, not a curated record
AUGCAAGAAGGGCCUGAAAAAGCUGCAGGCCAACAACACGAAGGCCAUGAGUUGCAUGCUGAUGCCAUCAAGGUCCUCGUAAAGCCCAAGGUGAUCAAGCUCAAGAUCUCAAGGGUCGACAGCUGCAAGCUCAAUCAACUUGCCCACAUUGAACAGCCCAAGCUUGGGAAGCAUGCUGGUGCCUGCAUCGCCAAGGGUCCCAGCCUCUCUUGGCCACAGUCCAAAGUCAAGGCUCAAACCAAGACCCAGGCUGCAGCUGUGGUUAUGGCUCUGGCUCUGGCUGCAGCUCCAACUCCAGCUCCAGGUCAGGCUUAG